Molecule: messenger RNA, 2696 nt
Organism: Fonticula alba
Lineage: Eukaryota; Rotosphaerida; Fonticulaceae
Exons: 3
Coding region: 10-2547 (845 amino acids)
Biological process (GO): glutaminyl-tRNAGln biosynthesis via transamidation; mitochondrial translation
Molecular function (GO): glutaminyl-tRNA synthase (glutamine-hydrolyzing) activity
Source: RefSeq, a predicted model, not a curated record
CUUCCCCACAUGCUCGCCCUCCAAGCAGCCCGGACGGCCGGGUCAGCGGGCGCGCGCCGGGCUCUAUCAACCGACGCGCGCCCCUGGCGCACGGUCGUCGGUUUGGAGAUGCAUGCGCAGCUAGGCGGCGGCAUCAAGCUAUUCUCUCAGCCCACAGGGCAGGAAGUUGGCGGCUCCGGGGAGCCGGUGCGGCCGCGUGGCGACUCGCUGCGUGGUUUCUCGGCGGCCGUGGCGGCCGCAGCCGGCAACGGCGAUGGGCCACGCACGGCGACCAUCGUGGCCACCGCCUCGGCCGCGCCCAACACCCAUGUGGCCGCUUGCGACCUGGGCAUGCCUGGCGCCCUGCCGGUUCCCAAUCCGCUGGCCGUGCGGUUGGCCUUGCGGCUGGGUUGCGCCCUGGGGGGCCACCCCUUCCCCGCGCCGGGGGCCUCCCUGCAGGCGGCCCCUUGCGGGACUCCGGUGCCGGAGCACACCCUGCUCACCUUCGACCGGAAGCAUUACGCCUAUCGGGAUUCGGCCCUCGGGUACCAGAUCACGCAACUCCGGGCGCCGAUCAUCCUCGGUGGCCGGGUGCCGGUGGAUGAGCCCGGCCUGCCGGCAACCGCUUCCGCCCCCGGGCACGAGGUGGACAUUCAGCACAUCCAACUGGAGCAGGACACGGCCAAGUCGCUGUUCGGCCUGUCGGCGGACCUGCUGCGGCCGGCCGGCGGGGCCUCGGCCAGCCCGGCGGCAAUGCCGGCGUCUGCCCCUGCCGGCAGCCGGUCGGUCAUGAUGGACUGGAACCGCGCCGGGGUGGCCCUGGUGGAGAUCGUUACUCGGCCGAAUGUGCGCGAUGCGCUGGACGCCGUGGCCGUGGUCCGGCACAUCCAGUCCGUCAUCCGGACUUGUGGCGUGGGCAGUGCCAACCUCGAGGAUGGGUCCCUCCGGUGCGAUGUCAAUAUCUCCGUGCACCGGGAGGGCGACCCGCUGGGGACGCGCGUGGAGAUCAAGAAUCUCAAUUCCCUGCGAUCGAUCGCCGGCUCGAUCAACUUUGAGGUUGCCCGACAGGUGGCCCUCCUGGAGUCCGGGGGGACGGUGGCCCAGGAGACGCGGUCCUGGCGCGCGGCGGCCACCGUGCCUUCGGACUAUCUGACUGGCCUGCCCGCGGCCCUUGCCAAGAGCAGCCACGUCACCGUUCCCCUGCGAUCGAAGGACUCGGCCAAGGAUUACCGCUUCAUCCCCGAGGUGAAUGUGGCCCCGCUGCUGAUCCCGGCGGCCGUGGUGCACCAGGAGCUGCGCCACAUCGGCGAGCUGCCGCAUGCCACGGUCAUCCGGCUGUCCGGCCCCGGGGCUGGCAUCUCCCCGGCCGAGGCACGGCAUCUGAUGACCUUCGGCCACCCGGCGGUGGAGCUCUUUGAGCGGUGCUUGGCUGGCGGGGGCCCUGUGGCCCCGGACCUGCCGCGGCUGAUCUACAACAUCAUUACAUCCGAGAUCCUGGGCCAGCUGAGUGCCACCUCGACGUCGGGGCUCGGCACCCGGGGUGACACCCCGGCCGCGGCCCCCUCCACCUACGGGGAGGAUGGCGACGCCUCGUACUCCAUCAUCACCGGGGCCGGCGGCGACGGUGCCGGCCCCACCGGGGAGGAUGGCGAUCUGCCGGCCGGGCCCCUCCAUGGCCCGCUGGGCAGCCUGGCCCUGGAGCCGCUGGCAUUGCACCUGCGUGCCCUGGCGGACCUGCGUCUGGCCGGACGCAUCAACAGCCCUUCGCUCAAGCGCCUGGUGAGCAUCAUGCUGCGGCACGCGUUGCAGUGGCGCGUGGCGGCCGGGGCCGGGGCCGGGGCGGGCGCCGCCCCGCCGGCACUUGUCGGGCUGCUGGAGGCCGAUCGCCUGCUGGCAGCCAUGGCCGCUGGCGAUGGGGCGCGCCCUCUGCCGCGCGCGGCCCCGGAGCCUGGCGAUGCGCCGGGGGGCAGCCCCGGGGCGGGGAAGCCGGCCGAGGACGGCCCCGAGGAGGCGGCCUCCCGUUCGGGAUACCACCCGGCGGUCGUGACCCGGGGCCAGGCGGCGCUGGUGGCCCGGGUGGCCCAGCUCCGGGCCCGGUCCGGCGCGACGCUCCCCAUGCCGUCCGAUGCGCUGGAGGGGGCCGCGGCGCCGGUGGUCGCGGCGGCGGCGGCGGCAUCGGCCCCCGGCGGCCACAGCGAGGCCAUCCUCCUGCGCGGGGUCCCGCUGUUGGAUCUGGACCAGCUGGCCGGGCAGCUGGGGCUGCUGGUGGUUCGCGAUGAAGGGGCCCUCCAACAGGCCGUGGCGGCUGUGCUGGCCGCGCACCCGGACACGGUGGCCGAUUCGCGCCGGCGCUAUGCCGAGUACCUGGCUCUGGAGCAAGCUCGGGAGGCGGCGGCGGCGGCGAAGGCCGGCCCCGGCGGCGGCACUUCCCCCCCCCGUAAGCCAUACCGCUGUCGUCUGGAGGCCUGGCUUGUGGGCCAGGUGAUGAAGCAGCUGGCCGGCCGAGCUGACUCGGCCGAGGUCUCGCGGUGCAUCCACCAGGGGAUCUGGCCUGAGGGCCGAGCCUGAGGCCGGGUGCCGGGCGCCGGGCGCCGGGACCAGCCGGCGGCAGCGGCGGUGGCGGCCAUCGUGCUCCCGCCUUUUUUCGGCGCCCUCUCUCGUGUGGUUCUUCGGAGCGCCCGAUAAUGCCAUUCUGAUAGACGAUUGUAGACAAGCCC